CUGCAGCUUCCGGAGGUGGUGGCUGUGUCUGGAAGCGGAGCUUGCCAAGCUGGACGACAAGAUGCUUCGCACCCCCAAGUGCUCACGGUGCCGGAACCAUGGCUACCUGGUGCCAGUCAAGGGCCAUGCGGGCAAGUGCCGCUGGAAGCAGUGCAUCUGCGACAAGUGCUACCUGAUCACCGAGCGCCAGAAGAUCAUGGCUGCCCAGAAGGUGCUCAAGACGCAAGGGGCCGAGGAGCAGGCGGCGACCGCGGGCACGCAGGGGCCCCAGCUGCCUCCUGGGGCUCCGGUGGCGGCCCCCGCUGCUGCCGCCGCCGCCUCCUCGAGCUCGAGCCUUUGCCCACUGCCCAGGGUGGCUCCGGGAGGCGCAGGGCCAGGCACCGUGGCCACCUGCUUCCUCGAGAGGCCCCCGCAGGCCUGCAGCCCAGGCCCGAGCGCCUUCCAGCUGGUCCCAGGCGGCCGCCCGGGCCCCAGCACCUUCCAGCCUGCUCUGGGGAGCCCGGGGGGACCGCACGACCGUCCCUCCGCGUGGCUGCCCCCCGCCAGCCCGCAGCCGCCCAGGCCCGAGUCCUGCGGCCCCGAGCAGCGCCUGCUGGUGCGGCCCGCGCCCCGACUGCCGUUCACCGACUACGGGCAUCCUCUGAGAUUCAGCUCUGAUCAUGUCGGGGGCGCUGGGUACCCCGAGAGAGAGCCUUUCCAGCAGUGCCCUGCCUGCGUCCCCAUGCCAUCCUACCAGCCCUUCCCACCGGAGGGCCAGGAUGCGUCCUCGGCUCUGGGGAUCCCUCAACAAAGAAGCUUCCGUCAUGUCUCCUGCAGCCCCUACCAUGGAGGCAGCUUGGUGUCAGAACCAGCCCGGGACCUCCAGCCAACCUACUGCUCACCACCACCGCCUCCGCUGCCGCCUCCACCACCGCAGCCACCCCAGCAGUCCAACUUCCUCCCGUCGGGCUAUCUCUCUGCCCUCCACUUACUGGCCCCGCCGCCACCGCCGCCAUCUCCCCCGACUUUCUCACUGACCAUCCUGUAUGACACAGACAAGGAGGAUACCAAUGAUCAGGAUGUGAGGGCGCUCACCGAGCCCAGCCAGCACUCUUCCCAGGAGCAGUCCAACUAAGCUGCUGGCCACCGGCAGGCCACGGGCGGGGAGGGGCAUAUUCGGCAGCAAUUAUUUUUUUCACCUUUGUUCAUGUUCUAUAUCUAGGAAGGAUAUUGAUAGAUGUAAAAUGGCAGCUAAUUCUGAUUUCACGAUAGGAGGACAAAUGUGGUUUCCAAGGGUCUCUGGACUGUGUGUGUGUGUGUGUGUGUGUGUGUGUGUGUGUGUGUGUGUGUUAAAGUGGUGUAUGAAGGGAGAGAGUGUCCGGGUGGGGCAGGGCCUUUGAAGAAUGGAGCCUGGUGAAACACAAGGUUAGGAAUGAAUUUAACCAUCCUGGGCCAUGCCACUCAUGAAAUUCACCUCUACAGGUGGCCUCUGAUUUCCCCAGGGCUCGCGCGGGACAGAAGGCACCAUCCAUUUCAGCCUUCAGCCCCCUUUGCCCGAUCCCCAGGGCCGGGUACCACAAACACUAAAGCUCCCAGCCUAGGCAGGGCUGGUGCCAGGGACCGGGAUGUUGACAGCAGGUCUGCAGCACCCCAUCUUUGCCCCUGGUCCUUGUCCAGUCAGGAACCGUCCUGACAACGGGGCCACUUCACUUCUCCGUGACGCUUAAGCAUCUAUAGGCAUCCUUUCUCAUUGACAAAUUUCUAGUUUUCGUGUUGGAUGUUUUUAUGGUAGGGAACUCACAGGCACUGAAGCAGUUCUCAGAGCAUAAAUUUGUUCUCUGAGGACAGUUGAGCAUUGAAUAAAGUGAGCAUUAGAAA
Peromyscus maniculatus bairdii (prairie deer mouse) is the source of this 1857-nucleotide messenger RNA. RefSeq names its product DMRT like family B with proline rich C-terminal 1 (gene Dmrtb1). Lineage: Eukaryota; Metazoa; Chordata; Mammalia; Rodentia; Cricetidae. Gene Ontology annotation, cellular component: nucleus. The record is from RefSeq and is a predicted model, not a curated record. Gene Ontology annotation, molecular function: RNA polymerase II cis-regulatory region sequence-specific DNA binding; DNA-binding transcription factor activity, RNA polymerase II-specific. Gene Ontology annotation, biological process: regulation of transcription by RNA polymerase II; sex differentiation; germ cell development.